Messenger RNA from Gasterosteus aculeatus aculeatus (three-spined stickleback), 3110 nucleotides. It is a transcript of the gene clcn5b, whose product is annotated as chloride channel, voltage-sensitive 5b. Gene Ontology annotation, molecular function: voltage-gated chloride channel activity. NCBI's taxonomy places the organism in Eukaryota, Metazoa, Chordata, Actinopteri, Perciformes, Gasterosteidae. The record is from RefSeq and is a predicted model, not a curated record. Gene Ontology annotation, cellular component: early endosome; plasma membrane; synaptic vesicle. Gene Ontology annotation, biological process: chloride transport; transmembrane transport.
UGGGAACAGCUGUGUGUGUAGCGGUUUCUCAACAGCCCGGGGGGGGGGGGGGCUGGUUUGUGAAGCGGCUUUAGCGGGACUUUGAGGAGUUUUACUCGCGACAAUGUUUCGCUUCCUGGCGGGUUUGUAUCGGAAAUACGCAGCCGACGGCGACAGAGUGUGUGCAGGGAUGGAAAACCCCGGUUACCGGAGCGGGAGCGUGGACAGCCUGCGUCACCGGCCGAGCGACGUGGUCGUCGAAGACGACGACGACGACGACGAGAUGGUGGACAUCGCGGGGGCCACGCUGGACUUCUCCAACACGGACGACGACCCCCCUCUGGGCUCAGCAGAUUUCGUGGAGCGCGGCAGCAGAGCCGGCAGUAUGAGCGGUGCCGGGCCGGGCAGGCUGGUGGACCCGCUGGAGGACCCGCUGCCCGGAGUGGGGACAUACGAGGACUUCAACACCAUCGACUGGGUGAGGGAGAAGAGCAAGGACCGCGACCGGCACCGAGAGAUCGCCAACAAGAGCCGACAGUCCACGGUGGCCCUGCUGCACAGCGUCAGCGACGCCUUCUCCGGAUGGCUGCUCAUGCUGCUCGUGGGCCUCAUGUCAGGCGCUCUCGCCGGCGGCAUCGACAUCGCCGCCCACUGGCUGACGGACAUGAAGGAGGGGCUCUGCCUGGUGGGCUUCUGGUUCAACCACGAGCACUGCUGCUGGACGUCCAACGAGACGACGUUCCAGGAGAGGGACCGCUGCCCCCAGUGGCAGAGCUGGGCCGAGAUCAUGACGGGGACCUCGGAGGGGGCGCUGGCCUACUUUGUGAACUACCUGAUGUUCCUGGUGUGGGCUCUGCUCUUCGCUCUGCUGGCCGUGACGCUGGUCAGGGCCUUCGCUCCGUACGCGUGCGGAUCAGGGAUACCGGAGAUUAAAACCAUCCUCAGCGGCUUCAUCAUCCGCGGCUACCUGGGGAAGUGGACCCUGAUCAUCAAGACCAUCACCCUGGUCCUGGCCGUGUCCUCGGGGCUCAGCCUGGGGAAGGAGGGCCCGCUGGUGCACGUGGCGUGCUGCUGCGCCAACAUCCUGUGUCACCUGUUCACCAAGUACCGCAAGAACGAGGCCAAGCGGCGAGAGGUGUUGUCCGCGGCGGCGGCGGUGGGCGUGUCCGUGGCGUUCGGCGCUCCCAUUGGUGGAGUCCUCUUCAGCCUGGAGGAGGUGAGUUAUUACUUCCCCCUGAAGACGCUGUGGCGCUCGUUCUUCGCCGCCCUGGUGGCGGCCUUCACCCUGCGCUCCAUCAACCCGUUCGGGAACAGCCGCCUGGUGCUGUUCUACGUGGAGUUCCACGCCCCGUGGCACCUGGUGGAGCUGGGCCCCUUCAUCCUGCUGGGCAUCUUCGGCGGCCUCUGGGGGGCGCUGUUCAUCAGGGCCAACAUCGCCUGGUGUCGGAUACGUAAAUCCACCCGUCUGGGUCACUACCCCGUCACGGAGGUGCUGGUGGUGACGGCUCUGACCGGCAUGCUCGCCUACCCCAACAGCUACACCCGGAUGGGCGGCGCCGAGCUCAUCUCCGAGCUCUUCAACGACUGCUCGCUGCUCGACUCCUCGCAGCUCUGCGGCUACAAGCAGUCGAACUCCACCUCGGGCGCGGGCGUGGGCAACGGCCUGGCGGACCGGCCGGCGGGGGUCGGCCUGUACGCCGCCCUGUGGCAGCUCGCCCUGGCUUUGGUCUUCAAGAUGAUGAUCACCGUGAUCACGUUCGGCAUGAAGGUCCCCUCCGGCCUCUUCAUCCCCAGCAUGGCGGUGGGCGCCAUCGCCGGCAGGCUGCUGGGCGUCGGCAUGGAGCAGCUGGCCUACUACAACCACGACUCGGCCAUCUUCAGAGGGUGGUGCUCGCCGGGCGCCGACUGCAUCACCCCGGGGCUCUACGCCAUGGUCGGCGCCGCCGCCUGCUUAGGUGGAGUGACUCGCAUGACGGUGUCGCUGGUGGUCAUCAUGUUCGAGCUGACCGGCGGCCUCGAGUACAUCGUCCCGCUCAUGGCCGCCACGAUGACCAGCAAGUGGGUGGCGGACGCGUUCGGGAGGGAGGGAAUCUACGAGGCCCACAUCCGUCUGAACGGGUAUCCCUUCCUGGAGCCCAAAGAGGAGUUCCAGCACAGCAGCCUGACGGCGGACGUGAUGAGGCCCCGCCGGUCGGACCCGCCGCUGGCCGUGCUCACGCAGGAGGGCAUGACGGUCGAGGAGGUGGAGGCUCUGGUGGAAAGCACCCACUACAGCGGCUUCCCCGUGGUCGUGUCCCAGGACUCCCACAGGCUGGUGGGCUUUGUGCUCCGGAGAGACCUGCUCAUAUCAAUAGACAACGCCCGGAAGCGCCAGGAGGGCGUGGUCGGUGCGUCCCAGGUGGUGUUCACCGAGCACUCCCCCGCCCCCGCCGACGACGCCCCGCCGCCCCUCCGCCUCCGGGGCAUCGUGGACCUGAGCCCCUUCACCGUCACGGACCACACGCCCAUGGACAUCACCGUGGACAUCUUCAGGAAGCUGGGGCUCCGCCAGUGCCUGGUGACGCACAACGGGAAGCUGCUGGGAAUCAUCACUAAGAAAGACAUCCUCAAGCACAUGGCGAUGAUUGCCAACAGAGACCCCGACUCCAUCCUCUUCAACUGAAGCCCCUCCCUCUCCGCCAUCCGUCCGUCGCUCCUCUCAGGUGGGAGGAGGAGGAGGAGGAGGAGGAGGAGGAGGAAAACACCAGCUGGCACACUUGAACCAAAUGCACAUUUUUACCUCCUAUGAGAAAAAGAAAAGCCAAGUAAGUCGACUCCGUUUGCAGCGGCGACCAGAGGACAACGGCUCUGAUUCUUCUUCUUUAUUUUUGGGCCUUCUGGUUCUUCCUCACCGGCGCUGGUUCUCUCCACGAGGAUGUCGGACAGAUCAGUCGAAAGUUCACAUCUACUCCUUUUUUUUUGGGAGGGGCUUUUCCUCAUUCCUUCUCUUUCCCUCUUUUCAAAGAGGAAUGCAGAGGGAGGGAUGUUUGAAGGGGGGGUUGAUCCUCUGUCACAGAGGACCAGAGAUGAAGCUGGGAGGGUUUUGGGGUUUUUGGGAGCUCCGUGCCGCCGCCCCCCCCCCCCCCACCCCC